AUGGCAGAUGUAACUAGUAAAACAAAUCUAAUUAAAAACUUUUUCAAAGAUGAAUCUAUCAAUGAGUUCCUUAAGGAGAUCCCUGCUAAAGGAAAAGAUAAUAUGGUAGCUUUAUUCCAAAAGUAUGAAACUAAAAAAUUGGGUCAUUUGUUUGCAAAUGUCUUCUCUGCAUCUUUGGUAUUCGUUCCAGUAGUUGGCGGUGUCUUGGCUAACCUCUCUGAAUGUAUUUUUGCUAUUAUCCUUAAUGACAAUCCAGAGGAUGAGAAAAGUGAGCUUAGAACUCUCUAUGAGAACAUGAUGGAUGCCAAGAUUGAUGCCUAUGAUACCCGUACUCUUGAGAGAAGCUAUGCCUCAUUGAAAGGUCAAAUUCAAUACAUCAACGAUUGGAAGAGAAAUAUGUCCCCAACUCCAACCGAAGAUCAAAAACUCCUCCUAAAGUCAUCUAUAAGCUCUGUUCUUACUACCUUUGCUGGUAUUUACCCUCUUUUCACAAGUGACAAAAAUUGGAAAAAUAUUCCAACUUUGUUAAAGUUUGCUAUGGCCGACUUUUCCUUGCUUUAUGAGUUGAUUAUCAAUGGUAAGCGUGAUUACUUCUUUGAUGACGGUGCCAUUCGUAGUUUCAAGCUUGCAUAUAUGAAGAGAAAGACCAACCUUGAACUCUCAGUAAAGUUCCUUUAUGAUUGUGGUCUAAAGAGUCUCAUGGCCGGUAAGAACUUAGAUGAGACUGGAGAUGUCGCUUUCAAUCUUUUAAAGGCCAUCCAUGCCUAUAGAAAUGAUAUGGUCAUUCGUGCAUUGGACAUGUACAACACUUUGAUGCUCUCCGAUCCAUUGUACGCACCACAGGGUGUCGUCGUUGAGAACAGUCGUAUGUUGUAUGCCGGAACUGUUUUCAGAGGUCCAAAGUACUACUCUGAAAAUAGAGCUUUCGCUAACUACAACAAGUUGGUAAGCAACAUGGACUUGUCAACCUACAAGUUCUAUAAUGAUGAAUUCUCAACAGCAAAUCUCUUUGUCGGUACCGACUACAUCUACGGAAUUCAAACCAAUUUCGCUGGAAGCAAAGCUAACUUGGGUGGAAUCGAUGGUGGUACUGGUGGAACUCCAGUUGCGAGAGUUAUUACCACCACAGCUGUUGGUACAGUAAAGAAUGUCGGUGUAACCUCAGUCACUCAAGGAGGUCCUGUUAUGGAUGCCUACUGUCCAUAUUACAUUAUGAUAGAAGGAAACAAAUACGGACCAAAGUAUACUGACUUUGAAUCGACAACAGUUACUCUUGAGAAUCACAAAUUACAUCAAGUAAUUGGUAUCAGUGAUUCCAAUAUUACCUUUGGUAUUGCUGGAGUUACAUUUGGUUUCAUCCCCGACUACUGUCAGGUUGCAAAUAUUGUGUCAGACCAAGUGGGUACAGCUUUCUGUGCCAAUAAAGUUACCAAAGAUACAAUUUCUUUAAUUCAACAAUAUUGUUUAGACACUUGCAAGGUUGAAGAAAACAAAUGGCCACCAUCAAUGCCACCAAUUACAAUUCCACAAUAUCAAUCACCAACAUAUGAGUUCAGAUUGGCAGAUGGAGCAUCUACCUCAACCUUUACUGUCACUCUUCGUUUCGAACAUCACAUGUCGGGUGCUGUAGACAUUGUUCUCCUUCCAUCAAAUAUAAAGAUCACAAGAAGUGUCAGAAAGGAGUACGAUCGUAACUGCUCAUUCGACAUUGACUUGAGAACUGACACCAAGUUCUCCGUAACUGCACUACUCUCAACAAUGCAAUUGAACUACAUUGUUUUCGUUCCAAAGGCAAACUCCAAUGAUGCCAGCAUGGCGAGAUCAAGAAGAUCGGUACCUGUUAAAGCACCACCCAAGAACUUGGUUGCCGGUAGACCAGGUAUUCUCAGAGGAACCAAGAAAACACCAGCCAAGCCAAACGACAAAGAUGGUGAUGGUAUCCCUGACAAAAAGGAUAAGGAUGCCAAUGGUGAUGGUAAAAUCGACAAGAAACCUGAUGCCAAACCAAAUGAUAAAGAUGGUGACGGUAUCCCUGACAAAAAGGAUAAGGAUGCUAAUGGUGAUGGUAAACCAGAUAAGAAGCCAGCUGCCAAACCAAAUGAUAAAGAUGGUGACGGUAUCCCUGACAUAAAGGAUAAGGAUGCCAACGGUGAUGGUAAACCAGAUAAGAAGCCAGCUGCCAAACCAAAUGAUAAAGAUGGUGACGGUAUCCCUGACAAAAAGGAUAAGGAUGCCAAUGGUGAUGGUAAAAUCGACAAGAAACCUGAUGCCAAGCCAAAGGAUAAAGAUGGUGACGGUAUCCCUGACAUAAAGGAUAAGGAUGCUAAUGGUGAUGGUAAACCAGAUAAGAAGCCAGCUGCCAAACCAAAUGAUAAAGAUGGUGACGGUAUCCCUGACAUAAAGGAUAAGGAUGCUAAUGGUGAUGGUAAAAUCGACAAGAAACCUGAUGCCAAACCAAAUGAUAAAGAUGGUGACGGUAUCCCUGACAUAAAGGAUAAGGAUGCCAACGGUGAUGGUAAACCAGAUAAGAAGCCAGCUGCUACUAAGAAAUAA
Molecule: messenger RNA, 2553 nt
Organism: Heterostelium album PN500
Lineage: Eukaryota; Evosea; Eumycetozoa; Acytosteliales; Acytosteliaceae
Exons: 4
Coding region: 1-2553 (850 amino acids)
Biological process (GO): symbiont-mediated killing of host cell
Molecular function (GO): toxin activity
Source: RefSeq, a predicted model, not a curated record